AUGGAGGACGCGGGAGCGGCCGGCCCGGGGCGCGAGCCCGAGCCCGAGCCCGAGCCCGAGCCCGACCCCGACCCCGAGCCCGAGCCCGAGCCCGAGGGGCGCGCCGGCAUGUCCGAGGCGUUCUCCCGGCUCUGGACCGACGUGAUGGGCAUCCUGGAUGGCUCCCUGGGAAACAUCGAUGACCUGGCACAGCAGUAUGCAGAUUAUUACAACACCUGCUUCUCUGAUGUGUGUGAGAGGAUGGAGGAGCUCCGCAAACGGCGAGUUUCCCAGGACCUGGAUGUGGAGAAACCUGAUGCCAGCCCCACGUCACUUCAGCUGCGGUCCCAAAUCGAAGAGUCACUUGGCUUCUGUAGCGCCGUGUCAACACCAGAAGUGGAGAGAAAGAACACUCUUCCUAAGUCCAACUCAGAGGACGGCUCUGUAGGAAAAGGAGAUUGGAAGAAGAAAAAUAAGUACUUCUGGCAGAACUUCCGAAAGAACCAGAAAGGAAUAAUGAGACAGACGUCCAAAGGAGAAGAUGUGGGCUAUGUUGCAAGUGAGAUAACAAUGAGUGAUGAGGAACGGAUUCAGCUGAUGAUGAUGGUCAAGGAGAAGAUGAUCACUAUUGAAGAAGCACUUGCAAGGCUCAAGGAGUAUGAGGCCCAGCACCGGCAGUCAGCAGCCUUGGACCCUGCCGACUGGCCAGACGGUUCUUACCCAACAUUCGAUGGCUCGUCAAACUGCAAUUCAAGAGAACAAUCGGAUGAUGAGACCGAGGAGUCGGUGAAGUUUAAGAGGUUACACAAGCUGGUCAACUCCACUCGCAGAGUGAGAAAGAAACUGAUCAGAGUGGAAGAAAUGAGAAAGCCCAGUACUGAAGGUGGGGAGGAGCACGUGUUUGAGAAUUCCCCGGUUCUGGAUGAAAGGUCGGCCCUUUACUCUGGAGUGCACAAGAAGCCAUUUUUCUUUGAUGGCUCUCCUGAGAAACCUCCGGAAGAUGAUUCAGACUCUCUCACCACCUCUCCAUCAUCCAGCAGCCUGGACACCUGGGGGGCUGGCCGGAAAUUGGUCAAAACCUUCAGCAAAGGAGAGAGCCGGGGCCUGAUUAAACCCCCCAAGAAGAUGGGGACAUUCUUCUCAUAUCCGGAAGAAGAGAAGGCCCAGAAGGUUUCCCGCUCGCUAACUGAGGGGGAGAUGAAGAAGGGUCUCGGGUCCCUGAGCCACGGGAGAACCUGCAGUUUUGGAGGAUUUGACUUAACGAACCGUUCUCUACACAUUGGCAGCAACAAUUCUGACCCAAUGAGUAAAGAAGGAGAUUUUGUGUACAAAGAAGUUAUCAAAUCACCCACUGCCUCUCGCAUCUCUCUUGGGAAAAAGGUGAAAUCAGUGAAAGAGACAAUGAGGAAGAGGAUGUCUAAAAAAUAUAGCAGCUCUGUCUCUGAGCAGGACUCGGGUCUUGAUGGAAUGCCUGGCUCCCCUCCAUCUUCACAGCCUGACAGUGAACACAUGGACAAGCCCAAGCUCAAAGCCGGAGGUUCUGUAGAGAGUCUGCGCAGCUCUCUGAGUGGGCAGAGCUCGAUGAGUGGUCAAACAGUGAGUACCACUGAUUCCUCGACCAGCAACAGGGAGAGUGUCAAGUCAGAAGAUGGUGAUGAUGAGGAGCCCCCUUACCGGGGCCCCUUCUGUGGACGUGCCAGGGUGCACACGGACUUCACGCCCAGUCCCUAUGACACAGACUCACUCAAGCUCAAGAAAGGAGACGUCAUUGAUAUAAUUAGCAAGCCACCCAUGGGCACCUGGAUGGGUCUCUUGAACAAUAAAGUCGGCACAUUCAAGUUCAUCUAUGUAGAUGUGCUAAAUGAGGAAGAAGAGAAGCCCAAGCGCCCCACCAGAAGGAGGAGAAAAGGAAGACCACCCCAGCCCAAAUCGGUGGAAGAUCUACUUGAUCGGAUCAACCUGAAAGAGCACAUGCCCACUUUCCUGUUUAAUGGAUAUGAAGACCUGGAUACCUUUAAGCUCCUGGAGGAGGAAGACUUGGAUGAGUUAAAUAUCAGGGACCCAGAACACAGGGCCGUUCUCUUGACAGCAGUGGAGCUGUUACAGGAAUACGACAGUAACAGUGACCAGUCAGGAUCCCAGGAGAAACUUCUUGUUGACAGCCAGGGCCUGAGUGGAUGCUCUCCACGAGACUCAGGAUGCUAUGAAAGCAGUGAGAACCUGGAACACGGCAAGACUCGGAAGACGGGCCUUCUGUCGGUCAAGUCGUCAACGGAGUCCAGCUUGAAGUCCUUCACCAGGAGUCAGCGGGGCAGCUACCCGACCCUGCCUUUAACGAAGUCGGCAGAUGCCCUGAAGCAGGGGGACGAGGGCAGGCUGGGCAGCGGUCCUCCCGCCCACGCCUCUAAGUGCUGUGACCAGCCGUGUGUGACUGGUUCCAACAAAAACCGAAGAAGCCUCCCCGUUUCCAUCUGUCGGAGCUGUGAGACCCUGGAGGACCCCCAGCCUGUGGAAGCAUGGCCCCGAUCCCACUCCCUGGACGGCCUUCAAGGAGAGCCUGCCGCUGAGAAGGACGUGCCUGGCAAGGUGACACAACCUUCCCCUCAGACUGUACCACAAGUGCCACAAAAGACAACCCCCUCCGUCGCAAAGGCUCAAAGCCCCAAACGAGAUCCUGCUGUUGACAAUGCACUGCUACUGACCCAAAGCAAGAGAUUCCCCGAACCUCAGAAGACAGCUACUAAGAAACCGGAGGGACCCAUAGCGGCCCCUGCCGGGGGCACGUCACCUCCUCCGUGCCUGCCCAGAAGCCACGAUGCUCAGCCUCCCGGGGUGAAACACGGUUUAACAAGGACGCCUCUGGAGGGUCACAGGAAGGGACUCGAUUGCGAAGGCACACACCACCCCCUGGGCACCAAAGAAGGCCCAGAUGCUGAGCAGCGGGGCCCCGAGGCCAGAGCACAGGCGAAGCCGCCCGCACAGCCUCCGCCCGUCCCGGCCAAGAAGAGCCGAGAGCGCCUGGCCAACGGGCUCCCCCCCGGCGCCGACGCGCCCAGCCUGCCGGCUAAGAAGGGCAGCCCCGGUGACUGUCCCUCCCCUCAGGCUUCUAGUCCCCCCUCAGGACAGGAGCCCGGCAGCCCGCCCAGCGCCAGACCACCGCCCUGGCUGUCAGAGCUCCCGGAGAGCACGAGCCUCCAGGAGCACGGCGUCAAGCUGGGCCCGGCUCUGAGCAGGAAGAUCUCCUGCGCCCGGGGCCUAGACCUGGAGAUGCUCACCGAAAACAAGCUACGAGCCGAGGGCAUCGAUCUCACCGAGGAGCCAUAUUCGGAUAAGCACGGCCGCUGUGGGAUUCCCGAAGCCCUGGUGCAGAGAUAUGCAGAAGACUUAGAUCAGCCCGAGAGGGACGUCGCCACCAACAUGGACCAGAUCCGCGUGAAGCUGCUUCGGAAGCAGCACCGCAUGGCGAUCCCAAGUGGUGGACUCACAGAAAUCUGUAGAAAGCCCCUCUCUCCUGGAUGCGUUUCGUCUGUGUCGGAUUGGCUGGUUUCCAUCGGUCUGCCCAUGUACACCAGCGCCCUCACUGAAGCUGGGUUCAGCACACUGGGCCAAGUGCCUUCUCUGUCCCACACUUGCCUUCAGGAGGCCGGCAUUACAGAGGAGAGACACAUAAGCAAGCUCGUGUCUGCAGCCAGACUCUUCAAACUGCCCCCAGGCCCUGAGGCCAUGUAGCCAGGCCCAUAAUGGAGCUCCCUGGACAAGAGCCACCCUUUCACUGUGCUUAUGCUAAUGCAAAUCCUCCUCCUCGGGACAUGCAGACCAGAUCCAGAAGAAAGGCCUAGUGUAUGGCCACACAGAGCACGAAACCUUGGCAUUGGACUGAUGACCCUCUCUUCUCCAGAAAGGCCCCCUCGAGGAAAUUGGUGUGGUUCUCUUUGACCCCCAAAGAAAAGACAAGCACUUAUUUUUAUUUUCAGAACACAAAAGAACCAGGAUGCCAACUUGCCACAUAUGCUGUGCCUCCAGUCCCGUCUUGGUGUGCUGGGAGAGGGCUGGGAGCAGAGGGAGGGGCAGCCUGUUUCGUUCCUGAUAACGCCCUUGCCCUUCCAUCUGUCACCCUGCAGGAUACCUGAGGGCCAGACGGGCUUUAUCUAGGCCAAAGUAACAGACUCGGGAGUUAUUGUACACUAUUGACCAUGCCUGUUUGUUCUAAAGUAAGAAAAUCUGGCUGCACUAGGAAAAAAGAAAAAAAAAAAAGGCCUGUUCUCCUUUAAGUAAACAAGAGACAUUUUAAUAAUUGCUUUCUAGCAAUCAGCUUUUAUUUGCCUUAAUAUAAGCUUUGAAGCAGUUAUCUUAGUGUUCACUACCCUGUAACCAUAGUUUCCAAUCUUCAGCUUAGACUGCCAUCUAACAUAUGUGAGAUGUUUUCAGCAAAAAAAAAAAAAAAAAAUGGGCUUUUCUAAUUGCCUCAUUCUAACAUGGCUUAUUUUAUAGAGGUGUUUAUCAGGCACAAACUUCAUGUUGGCUUUCAGUUUUUACACUAACUAUAAAUCCAGUAAAAAGCUAUCUGAAAUUCACAGAGAUCAGGUGUGUAUGUGGGUGUGCAUGCAUGUGUGUGAGUGUGUGUGUAUAGUAACUACCUUCAUUUUAAUCAGUUUAGUUUUGUUUACCAUGUUGGUCAUCGUGCUGCAGUAUUGACUUGGAUCCUGACCACGUCCAUCCCAAAAUUCAGUCAUCAGUUAACAGGUCACCUUUGCAAAGUCAUUGUAAGGUUGAAUAUUUCAGAAAGAUCUUUUUAAAAGGGAAGUGAUUUAUAAAUGUUAAAAGGGUUUUCUUUUUUCACUUUUAUAAUUAAGUUUUCCUUCCUUUCAUAUUGAGAUAAUUCUUUAAAUUUGGAUAAAAGUUCAUUUUGGAGCCAGAUAAACUACAUUAGCCAUGUAUUAAUAAGCAUUUGCAUAUUUUCAGUUGUUUUCCAACUGACUGUAGCAUUUCCCAUCCUCUUUUAGUCUGGGGUUUAAUUUUUCUAGCACACAAAUUUAGGCAACUAAAUUAAGGUUUCUGUUGCUUACUAAAUGAAUUUCCUUUACAUUCUUAAUCAUCAGAACUAUUUUAAGCACUGAAUGUGAUCACUUACAAUAGAAACACUUUGAACACAAAGCCUUGAUCAAAAGCUCUUAAACACUCAUUAAAAUGAUUUCCCUCAGUGCAGGGUGGGGGGGCGGAUAAUUUUAUUCAUUACAAAGCCAUCUUCAGCAUUUGCUCUAUGUACUUGGAUCCAUGUUUCUGAGGGAAAAGAUAUGCUCAGGUGAUCUAUUUUUUCAUGCUUUGGUACACAUUUUAAAAAUAUGCUUCAACAAUAUUCACCUUCUAGAAAAUGCCAUGUGAAGAAGUUGUGGAAAUGCAGAAAAAGGUAAAGCUGCCAAUUUUCUACUGAAAUCUCUAAAAUAGCCCAUUUUUACCAUCUUGGGUUGUGCACACAGCCCACAUGGAAUGUAGUGGCUGCAGGUCUCUCCUGUGACCACGCCGCUGAAACAUAUCUCUCAUGCUGAGGUGGACGUGGGUGCAAGGCCACACACUCCUCCUGCUGCCCAGUGCCUUGGCAUGACAUUCUGCGAUCCUGCUCAUAGUUUAAGCUGACCACACACAAGCCACACAGUAGAUAAUAAAGGAGGAGGAGAAAUCUUAUGUGUAAUUCCCAGUGUUCAUUUAUUUUCAGUGUAAGAUUUUCUUUUCCAUAAAAGUGGCGCCAGAAAAGGGAAAACUUUGGAGUUUUUGAGAAUGCCAAAUCAUAUUUUUGUCACUCUUCUUUGGAAGUCAUUGCCUCUGCAGAGAAAAAUCAAAUUCAGGGACCAUGAGUGAUUUUCAGUGGGAAGAUCGUCCUAAUCUGAAAGGUCUUGAGGUUUUUACUUUAUUGUGUUUUAAAAAAAAAAAAAAAAAAAAAUUUUUUUUCUUGUAUUUGUUUGGUCUUCUUUUGCUUUAAACUUUAAUUUGAUCCUAGAAAAGCCUGAAUGUUUGUGUGUGACAUUUGACUAAGGUGGUUUAGGGGCCACCUGUCAGAAAGGCAGGUGUUAGGCAUCAACAAUACCCAGGUUUAAUCAGUUGCACUUGAUACAGAAUGUGGAGGAAGGGUGAAAAGUGUUGUCUUUGGAAAGCACAAAAGAAACCUAGAAAGGCAGUUUGGCUCAGGUAGCUACACAUCGGUUGUGUGUAAUUUUUACUUUAAAGCUGUCUAGAAGGAAAUGCAGCCAGCCCCAACCACUAUUUACAUUCCCAGAUAACCGAGAAGCAGAUACAUUUUCAUGGCCUUCCCUUCACAGCCCUUUUCUCUGUCCCGAUCCCCGGUGUGGGUGAAAUUGGAAAUUACUAGUCUAUGGCAAACCAGUUCCUGACAUAGCAAAAUUUGCUUUCAUAACUGCAGCAAAAGAAAUCAGUUCACCAAGUCAAUGCUGCAUGUGUGUACUGUAUUAUUUUCAGAAAAUCUAGUAGUCUGAGUCCGAAUUAUCUUGAUUUUAAAUUGAUAGAGAAAACAGUCAAGCAAGUUAUAUAACAACUAACAACAUUGCACUUUCUGUAUAUGAAAUCAAUAUUUAAAUAACUUAUUUUUCUCCAUUGCUGUUCUUAAACAUUGUAAGUAGCUGUAAUAUACCAGUCCCAAUAUGUCCUUGCGAUUGCUUCAGCCCAGGAAAGCUGUGUAUUGUUUUAAAAAUUGUAAAAAUUAUUGUGAUGAUUCACUUAGCAAAGAGAAAGGUGGACAGAAGGGUUUUCCUAUGUAUCAAAACUUGUCUAUAAUUAUGUCAUCUAUGUACCUAGAAAAAAAAUAAAUUUCUUCAGUUGACUAUG
This is a messenger RNA of Canis lupus familiaris (dog), 6816 nucleotides long. RefSeq names its product SAM and SH3 domain containing 1 (gene SASH1). Bases 1 to 3708 code for a protein of 1235 amino acids. The transcript is spliced from 20 exons. Gene Ontology annotation, molecular function: protein binding. The record is from RefSeq and is a predicted model, not a curated record. Lineage: Eukaryota; Metazoa; Chordata; Mammalia; Carnivora; Canidae.